AUGCUGCAGAGUGAGAGCUUUGAGACUCGGGAGAAUCGUAAUGUGCUAAUGUAUUUAGAGAAGGAUGCAUCCAGGGUUUUGAUGGAUACGUAUGGAAGUGUUCAGAAUGGGGGCUACCGCUCUACCGUCUAUGGGGACGAGGAUGAGGAUGACUUGUAUGUUAAUUCCAACAAUGGUUACAGCCCUGACUGCAGAGGGAACCAUUUUAGCAAUGGGACAACAAAAAUUGAUUUUGUGCUGAUUUGGGAGGUAAAAAGGAAAAAAACAAAAAAGCAGAAGGCAAGGUGCACAUAUCAGGAAAUGGAAAAAGAAGAGAAGGACACAGCAAAAAUGAAUAUGUCCAACAAAUACGAGAAAUGGAGAAACAAAUUUGUGAAGAAUUUGCGGAAUGCUGGGCUCUUGAUGGAGAAGGCACAGCCCAAUCCCUGCAUGAAUUCGUCUGAUACAAUCCUGAGGAAGCUUGGUAUCCCCAACAUCAUGUCCGAGUAUAUCCCCAACAGGCCAGUGGAUUACUACACCUGUCCCUUCCGCAAAUCGAAGCUGGACAAGUUUUUGGGAAGCAGUAAUCACGAGACAUACUUUACUAACACACAGCGGCAUCGGAUUGUGUAUGAAAUUCUAGCCACAACUCUGUACGGGAAAAGGAAAAGAGCAGAAGUUGGGAUUGAUCGCUUGAUAAAUGAAAGAAUCUUUGCUUCUGCCUUCCCACUCCAUGAGGGUCCAUAUGAAUUACCAGAGUAUGAUGUACCUCCAGAAAAUCUGAAUCCAAGACAAAGUUUGUAUAAGUACUGGGCUCGUUGGUCCAAGUGGUAUAAAUAUCAACCACUUGAUCACAUUCGAGAAUACUUUGGAGAAAAGAUUGCCAUUUACUUUGCUUGGCUGGGUUUUUACACUGCUUGGCUUCUCCCUGCUGCUCUAGUUGGGACGUUUGUCUUCAUCUCUGGACUGAUGUCAAUUAAUACGAACAAGCCAGCAGAAGAGAUUUGUAAUAUCAGCAACCAUUACCUCAUGUGUCCUCUCUGUGACACCUGUAACACGUGGAAUAUUUCAGAGAUCUGUUCCAUGGCUAAACUGGGUUACCUCUUUGACCAUUCUGGCACAGUCUUCUUCAGCAUCUUCAUGUCUUUCUGGGCAGUGACCUUCUUGGAGCACUGGAAGCGGAAGAAUGCCACUCUAGCACAUCACUGGGAUUGCAUGAACUUUGAGGAGGAGGAGGAGCGUCCAAGACCUGAGUUUGCAGCAGUGGCACCAAUGAUGGAACAGAAUCCAGUCACUGGGGUCAAGGAGCCGUAUUUCCCUGAGAAAGAUCGUCUGUCCCGAAUCUUCACAGGAUCAAUGGUUAUUAUAGUUAUGCUGUGCGUAGUGAUGAUUUUCCUGGUGACUGUGAUCAUGUAUCGUGGGAUUAUCAGUGUGAUGAUGUACCACACGGGCAACACUCUUCUAAUGACCCAGGCAGGAAACAUUGCAAACAUCAGCAGCUCCAUGGUAAACCUUAUACUCAUCCUGCUGAUGGGCCAGCUCUACACAUCACUGGCAGAAAAGCUCACCAGAUGGGAGAUGCACCGCACACAGACGCAGUUCGAUGAUGCUUUCAUCUUUAAAGUGUUCGUGUUCCAGUUUGUGAACUUCUAUUCUUCUCCAUUCUACGUGGCAUUUGUCAAAGGCAGGUUUGUGGGUUACCCAGGACAUUAUGGAAAGCUGUUUGGGAUGAGGAAUGAGGAUUGUGGCUCAGGAGGAUGUCUGAUUGAACUUGCUCAGCAACUUUUCAUCAUCAUGGUGGGGAAACAGAUAAUCAGCAACAUUGAGGAGUUCGUCAUUCCGAAACUAAAGGCCUGGUGGCAGAAACGGAAACUGGCCAUUAUCAGGGGCUCCCAAAUCUGUCAGGAGCCCAAGCGAUGGGAGGAUGACAAUGAACUCAUCCCAUGUGAGGGGUUGUUUGAGGAGUAUCUGGAAAUGGUCCUGCAAUUUGGUUUCAUCACUAUCUUUGUGGCUGCCUUUCCACUGGCUCCUCUUUUUGCUUUGCUCAACAACUGGGUGGAGAUUCGACUGGAUGCUCAGAAGUUUGUGUGUGAAUACCGGAGGCCAGUGGCUGAACGUGCUCAGAACAUCGGGGUCUGGUUUAACAUCCUCGAAGCAUUAUCCCACCUCUCAGUCAUUAUUAAUGCUUUCCUGAUUGCUUUCACGUCUGAAUUCCUGCCCUGCCUGCUCUAUCGGUACGAACACAACAUGAAUCUGGAUGGAUACGUGAACUUUACAUUAGCGUAUGCUCCCCACAGUUAUGUGCAAAGCAACCACACCAUGUGCAGGUAUAAAGCAUUCCGUGACCCAGAUGGAAAUCUCACACUGUUCUACUGGAAGCUGCUGGCUAUCCGACUUGGAUUCAUCAUUGCCUUUGAGCAUGUGGUGUUUUUCAUUCUCCGUGUUAUUGACUGGAUGGUACCGGAUAUUCCAGAAUCCCUUGAAGCGAAAAUGAAGCGGGAGCGGUAUCUGGCGAAGCAGGCAUUAGCAGAUAACCAGGAUGUUUAUCUGUCGGAAGUGGUAUAUCCUGCAGCGCAGUAAGCCAACAAGUGGCAGCUUGGCCCCAUCCCGGGGGAAGGAGCUCACUGGCUGAACCGCCUGUUAUACAGCCAGCCAAAGUGUUCCCUCAGUGGUAGGUGAUGCGGGGAUGAAGUCGUAGGAUGAUGGUGUUGAUUCGCUUGGACAAGUCAAUGCUUUUGGUUUGGUGUCUGCUGCAGAUGUGACGUGUUAUACCCUAACCAGCUGCCUGUGCAUGGCUGUGCACCGUCUCUAUUUUACUGACGGAUAAAAGGAUCAGGCUUGACCCCCUCUUCCUCCUUCCCCCCUAAAGAUUGCAAAUACUCCUGUUUCAUCUGCAGAUUGUAUAGUCUGAUUUUACCCUUUCCCUGACACAGCGGCUCUCCCCCUUUACAGUCCUGAAUUUGUUCAGGUUGAGGCUGAUGUGCUGUCCUUUUGUAUUAUCCUUGAUGAGUAAGCGAUGCCACCCCACAACCAAUGAUGACUCCAACUGACCGAACUUUGACUCAGUGACAGCAUUGCCUCAAAUGUGUAACAUUUUUUUGCCAAUACAUCCUUAAACCUUUGAGGCCUGAGCAGAACCAGAAAUGUCUUAGUCAUUGAAUCCCAGGAAGAAUGGAGAUCCUCAAAGACCCAACCCAUGUCAACAAUUACAGUAAAGUGAGCAACCAGGCUGUCUUGGAGCUGGUCAGACACAGUGAGGACACAGCCUUCCAUCCCAACAACAAAAAGACUCCAAUUCAAAACACUCUAAAUCCCACUCUCUAAUUCCCUCUUCUAACAGCCCUGCUCCAGAAUAGACAGAUGUAGACAUUAAAGGUUUUAACACAUUCUUGGACCGUGCACAAGUGCAAGUGAAAGUACUGCCGACUGCUUGAACUGUACUGAGAACAUUUUUGUUCAGCAGUAAGCCUUGCUUGAGUCUUGCUUGGCGGUAUCUACAAGUCGAGCAAGAAAACAGCACAGCUUUGCCCCUCUUGGAAACAUGACAACAGGAAGACCAAACUAUUUAAAUAUAUAUCACUGCUACUUUGCCUUAUUACUGUGCAUCAAUCACAAGCGUAGAAGUGUUGUUCAAUAAAGAAUGUGGACCUAAACAAUGCUGCAUGAUUUGUGUAAUCUGAUCCUGGUCCUCACUGCAUUUUUCUUGGUAGACAUGCAUAUACUUAGUAAUGAUGUGUAAUCUAAAACAUGCCUGUAAAACUUGCUGUUUGUCUCCCACACCUCUACCCUCCAGCUAUUGCAACCUUUCUUGUGUCUCUCUUUAUUUUAUCAAACCUACUACAGUCAGUGCUCAUUUGAACUUACCUCUCUUGUUUCUGCUAUGCUGUAAAUCUUCAGUCUGACAUGCAUUUCCUUCUCCUUUGCUGUGUUGAAAUUGGGACACACUGUACCAUCUUUUAUUUUAUU
Molecule: messenger RNA, 3945 nt
Organism: Carcharodon carcharias (great white shark)
Lineage: Eukaryota; Metazoa; Chordata; Chondrichthyes; Lamniformes; Lamnidae
Gene: ano11
Product: anoctamin 11
Exons: 22
Coding region: 1-2559 (852 amino acids)
Biological process (GO): chloride transmembrane transport
Cellular component (GO): plasma membrane
Molecular function (GO): chloride channel activity; protein dimerization activity
Source: RefSeq, a predicted model, not a curated record